AAUGAAGUUCUUGGCUAUGAUGGCUCUUUUGGGGCUAUUGGCUAUAUUAUUUCUGGCUUCAUCGGAGGCUAGUUAUUGCCCCUGUAAUCUUCGAAAGGCAGAGGUCUGUGGAACCAAUGGUGUGACCUAUCAGAAUAGAUGUGUUUUUGAGUGCACUCAGCGGGAAUAUAGAAAGCUCGGAAGAAUUUUAAACAUCAAAAAAAUGGGAUCUUGUCAAGCUUCUCGGUUCUCUUGACAAAGCAAUUACUUCAUAAUUAAAUAAAGCAAA
Messenger RNA from Drosophila simulans, 268 nucleotides. RefSeq lists its product as uncharacterized. The transcript has a single exon. The record is from RefSeq and is a predicted model, not a curated record. Gene Ontology annotation, molecular function: serine-type endopeptidase inhibitor activity; protein binding. NCBI's taxonomy places the organism in Eukaryota, Metazoa, Arthropoda, Insecta, Diptera, Drosophilidae. The coding region runs from base 2 to 235 and encodes 77 amino acids.